This is a messenger RNA of Salvelinus fontinalis (brook trout), 1752 nucleotides long. RefSeq names its product divergent protein kinase domain 1A-like. The coding region runs from base 213 to 1499 and encodes 428 amino acids. Lineage: Eukaryota; Metazoa; Chordata; Actinopteri; Salmoniformes; Salmonidae. The transcript is spliced from 8 exons. The record is from RefSeq and is a predicted model, not a curated record.
UCAGCCAUCCUGGUGAGAAUGUGUACAGUGGCAAUCUGGAUGCAAUAAAAUCAAUGGUGAAGUAUGUGCACCAAACUUCAGAGGCAGGCCAAAACUCCAUCCCACCAAAGCAGGCUGACAUUUCAUGCAGUUUUUUCAACCAGCUCUUACAUUAAAGGGGCAUUAUCAUCAUUUUCAAAAUUGUUAGUGUUGUGAGAUGUGCUCUAUUUGCCAUGGCAAGAGGUCUGUUUUCAUGGGUCUGGCUGAGGAAGCCUAUCUACAUACAGGCCCGAUUCUCCUACCUGCACAUGAAGUAUCUGUUCUUCUCGUGGCUGGCAGUAUUUGUGGGUAGCUGGAUGGUGUAUGUGGAGUACUCAUCCUACUCAGAGCUGUGUCGUGGACAUGAGUGCAAGAAUUCCAUAUGUGACAAGUACAGGAAAGGAGUGAUCGACGGCUCGGCAUGCAGAAGCCUGUGUGAAAAAGACACGCUGUACCUGGGGAAGUGUCUCUCUGCCAAGCCGAACAACCAGGUGUACUCAGGUGGCUGGGGGGACCUAGAGGGGGUGAUUAAGUGCCAAAUGGAAGACAUUCCUCAUUAUAACCUGGGAGCAGAGAUGGAGCACAGGAAGGAGGCAUCUCCCUUCAACAAGCCCACCAAGGGAACUUCCGUGGAGAAGUUCAAAGAGAUGGUCCUCAGCCACCUCAAGACCAAGGUGGGUGAACAGGCCAACCUUCCAGACCUGGUGAGUCUGGUUUUCUCCGUGGCCGACUACAACAAAGAUGGCCUCAUCUCCUUGCCGGAGGCCCGCUCCACGUGGGCUCUUCUCCAGCUCAAUGAGUUUCUGCUAGCAAUAGUCCUGCAGGACAGAGAGCACACCCCUAGGCUCCUGGGCUUCUGUGGGGACUUGUAUGUGAUGGAGAAGGUGCCCUAUGCUCCCCUGUACGGCAUCAGCCUGCCCUGGGUGGUGGAGCUGUGGAUCCCCGCGGGGGUACGACGCAGCAUGGACCAGUGGUUCACGCCCUCCUGGCCCCGCAAGGCCAAGAUCUCCAUCGGCCUCCUGGAGCUCGUUGAGGAUGUCUUCCACGGGACCUUCGGCUCCUUCCUCAUGUGUGACAUGAGCGCGGACGGCUUCGGUUACAACGACCGCCACGACCUGAAGGUGAUGGACACUCACCACAUUGUCCCUGAGGCCACCUUCCAGAAAGCCAUGAGGGAGCGGCGGUGCGACACGGAAGAGGACUGUCUGUACGGUGCUGAUUGUCGCACUUCCUGUGACCUCACCAAGCACCGGUGUACGCCAGAGGUGACACAGCCCAACCUGGCCAAGGCGUGCGGCGCACUGAAGGAUUACCUCCUGAACGGGGCGCCGUCUGACAUUCAGGAGGAGCUGGAGAAACAACUGUAUGCAUGUAUCGCAUUGAAGGGCUCGGCAGAACAGAUGGAGAUGGAACACUCGCUUAUACUGAACAACCUGAAGAGUUUGUUGUGGAAAAAGAUAUCGCACACCAAGGACUCCUAAUCAGGUGGAAACAUGGGUACAUCCAGACCCUGGAUUUGAAAGUAUUGAUUGGAACUGCAUUUCUUCCAUUGUAAAUCCACACUUUGGGAAAGGGUGGAGAAUCAGGACACAGAUGAACACUACUGCUGCCCCCUAACACCCUCUCCUCUAAGCUUUUUAGGGAACUAUAAUGAACAAAAAUAUAAACGCAACAUGUAAAGUGUUAGUUCUGUUUUUCAUGAGCUGAAAUAAAAGAUCCCAGAAAUGUUCCAUA